Messenger RNA from Hirundo rustica (Barn swallow), 923 nucleotides. It is a transcript of the gene JDP2, whose product is annotated as Jun dimerization protein 2. Gene Ontology annotation, biological process: regulation of transcription by RNA polymerase II. The coding region runs from base 279 to 770 and encodes 163 amino acids. Gene Ontology annotation, cellular component: nucleus. Gene Ontology annotation, molecular function: DNA-binding transcription factor activity, RNA polymerase II-specific; RNA polymerase II cis-regulatory region sequence-specific DNA binding. The record is from RefSeq and is a predicted model, not a curated record. Lineage: Eukaryota; Metazoa; Chordata; Aves; Passeriformes; Hirundinidae. The transcript has 4 exons.
UAUGUGGAGACAGUGUCACUGAGGAAGCUGAGUAACUGUAUAGGACAGAAACAACUUGGUAAAGCUUCUUCCCUCUAGGUUUUGGUUUCCAGAAGAUAACAGACUCUGGCAAUAGGAGCAAAGCUAAGAGUAACGGGUGCUGCCUCUAAGAAAUAUGAAAUCAACCAGUGUCACAGACUGCUGACCAUAAGGACAUAGUUGGGGAACAAAGCACGCGACGCUUGAAACUGGUGGGAAAGAUGCAACAAAACCAAGCCUAGGAAGCCGUUUCCCCUGCUAUGAUGCCAGGGCAGAUCCCCGACCCGUCGCUGACGGCUGGCGCGCUGCCUGGGCUGGGCCCCUUGACAGGACUGCCUGGCACAGCCCUGACUGCCGAGGAGCUGAAGUGCGCCGACAUCCGCAACAUCGGGGCCAUGAUCUCGCCGCUCCAGUUCCUGGAGGUGAAGCUUGGGAAGAGACCCCAGCCUGUCAAAAGUGAGCUGGAUGAGGAAGAGGAGAGGAGGAAAAGGCGCCGGGAGAAAAACAAAGUAGCAGCAGCACGAUGUCGUAACAAGAAGAAGGAGAGGACAGAGUUCCUGCAGCGGGAGUCUGAGCGUCUAGAGCUCAUGAAUGCUGAGCUGAAGGCCCAGAUAGAAGAGCUGAAACAGGAGAGGCAGCAGCUCAUCCUGAUGCUGAACCGGCACCGUCCCACCUGCAUCGUGCGGACAGACAGCAUCAAGACGCCUGAGAGCGAAGCCAACCCACUGCUGGAGCAGCUGGAGAAGAAGUGAAGGUGGCACAGGGCCAGGAGGAGGAGACAGUGGCACAGGGUCUUCCAGGGUCUCUCAUGUAUGUACUGUACGAAGAGCUGUGCACCCAGGCCUGGUGCAGCCAGGACCCAGUGGGCUUCCUUGGGAAUUAUGGACCAAACAUGGGAACUGAGG